UUUUUGGACUCAGUCCAAUCAGCUGUCGGGGUCUCGUGAUAAAUGGCAAUGCAUUAGUGAUAAUCAUAAUUACUUGGACAUGCGCACUUGACGCUUUGAGAGGGGGCUGGAUGGGGGGUUCAAUUCAGCAACUCUUGGAAUUUUUUUUUUUUUUUGGUGGUGGAGAAAGGGAAUAAUUGGCAUUUAUUGAGCUGCUGAUGGUCGGAUCAUGUCGAGGAGAAAGCAGCCGAACCCCCAGCACCUCAACUCCGAGGAGCAGCUCCUGGACGCUACUGCUGAUCAAAAGGAUUGCCCAAGUGCGGAUGGAGAGCGAGCUGUGAAAAGGUGCAGGAUAGAAGAGACCCACAUCUGUGACAAAUGUUGCGCGGAAUUCUUUGAGCUUUCUGAUCUUCUUGAACACAAAAAGAGUUGCACUAAAAACCCCCCUGUCCUCAUUAUGAAUGACAGCGAAGGGGCGAUGUCCCAUGAUGGCUACGCAGAGGACUCUCCAGAAGGUGCUGAGGCAGAGCCUCUAGAGGUGCCAGCUGCAGCGAAUGUUCAGCCAAAGAGAUCCUCCGUUUCUCCUGAAAAGAUGGAAGAGAAAGUGGACUCUGCUAAUAAAACUGUCCCUCAGUCUGCUCCUAAGACUAAUGGCCUUGGCUAUGUGCCAAAAACAAAACUGUCCAACACUAAUGUGACUUUACAGACCAUCAAUAGUACUAAAGUGGCUGUUAAUCAACAUGCUUCGAAUGGGGUUGCAACAUCAUCAACUAACCCCAAUGCCAUUCCGAUGAUCCUUGAACAACUAGUGUGCUUGCAGCAGCAACAAUUGCAACAGAUUCAGCUAACCGAACAAAUUCGUAUCCAGAUUGCCAUGAUGGCCCCAAACUCCUUGCAUCCCUCUAUUGCUGCUGCCACAGAUCCACUUAAGGCUCUUGGUGCGCACUUAUCUCAGCAACUUUCUGCAGCUGUUGCUUUAAUUGGACAGAAAGCUGGAACACAAAGUCUUUCACUUGAGUCUUUAAAACCGAGCAAGCUACCUCAUUCCAAUGUGGCCAUGCCUACUGCUGGUACUGUACCUCUUGCCCUCACCACAUCUCUCCUAAAGCAAGAACCUAGCUUGGGGCUUACCACUGCUAUUGGAAGGUUUCCCAACCCUGCCUUACCUCAUUCCCCAGGCACUGUCAUUUUCCAGAAUCCUAUCAAUGCUCUGGAUCCUUCAAAAAAGCUCAAGGGGAAGUUCCCAAACGUGACCACUCCUGAGACCAAGCCUGGGGGAGAUGACCAGUUCUUUAGGCAUAAAUGUAAGUUCUGCGGCAAAGUCUUUGGCAAUGAUAGUGCUUUACAAAUCCAUCUACGUUCUCAUACCGGGGAAAGACCCUACAAGUGUAACAUUUGCGGGAACAGGUUUACAACAAAAGGAAACCUGAAGGUCCACUUCCAGCGUCAUAAAGAUAAAUAUCCACACAUCAAAAUGAAUCCCUACCCUGUCCCGGAGCAUUUGGACAAUGUUCCUACUACAAGUGGAAUUCCAUAUGGUAUGUCUGUUCCUCUGGAUGAGUCUAAUGUAUUUGCGGAUACAAAAUCUGGUCUUGCAACCAACAUCUCAGGCCUUACAGAAACUGUUCUAGGCGCUUUUCCACUUAAUAUGCAGUCCAGGCCAUCUCCAGGUAGUGAAGGGGAGUCUGUUUCCUCUGGUGCUGUAGGUCAAGAGUCUGGUACAGACCAGAGUUUAAACUCUCCCCCUGUUAGUGGAUCUAGUGAACAAGGGUCAGAAACGACUAAACUUCAACAGCUGGUUGAAAACUUGGACAAGAACGGAUCAGAAACAAAUGAGUGCUUGAUAUGUCAUAGAGUGCUAAGUUGUCCUAGUUCCUUAAAAAUGCAUUACCGCACUCAUACCGGUGAAAGGCCAUUCAAAUGCAAGAUCUGCGGAAGAGCUUUCUCGACAAAGAGUAACCUCAAAACCCACUAUGGCAUUCACAGAGCCAAUACGCCUUUGAAAUUGCAACAUUCUUGCCCAAUUUGCCAGAAGAAGUUUACAAACGCUGUAGUUCUGCAGCAACAUAUUCGAAUGCAUAUGGGUGGGCAGAUCCCAAACACUCCCGUGUCAGAAGAAGCCAGUGAUGAUCUUGACAUUGACUCUAUGAUGGAUGAGAAGAAUGGAGAUUUGAACAACAGUUUCACUGAUGAGAAUCUUGAUGAUAUUGAUAUGGAAGAUGAUGACUUGGCAGAAAACGCAACAGGCUCUAAGCCACCAACCCCACACAGUGAAACAAGAGCAGAAUCCCCUGCUAUGCAGUUCUCUUCUGGAACAGGUCAGGACAAUCCGGUUUCUUUGCCAUCUGCAUUAAACUUGCAAAGGCAAAAUAGCGUGAAAUCAAGUGAGAAUGGCUCUUUGGAAAGUGAUGGAUUGACAAAUGAUUCCUCCUCUGUAGGGGAUCAAGAAUAUCCCAAUGGUAAGAGUCCCACACAAUCUGAGGCCAGGACUUUUUCACCAACCAAUAGCCAGUCUGACAGUAUUGCAUCCAAGUCGCCUCCUUCCUAUAAUGGACUUGAUGACCUAGGAAUGCUGUCAAAGGAUGAGCAUUCGCAGAACAGCUCCCUUAAUCCUGAUGGGGAUGGUGCCUUGGACCUAACGAAUGGCGGGUUUGCCCGGAAGAUCAAGGAAGAACCAGGUUUAAUUCUGAAUGGAGAACUAGGCAGGUCACCUAAUAUGUAUGUAGGUGCCCCACCAGCACUCAUUAAAAUGGAAGUACCCUCUGACCGCAUGGCAGGAGCAGCCCACUUUCUCGGGCCUUCAAACCUAUCUCCAGGACUGACCCCUCUUAUUGUCCCUCAGCGACGGUCAGCAAAGCAACAUCUUUGUAACGCGUGCGGGAAGAAUUUUUCCUCUGCAAGUGCCUUACAGAUCCAUGAAAGGACACACACCGGAGAGAAGCCAUUUGCUUGUACGAUUUGUGGCAGGGCAUUCACCACAAAGGGAAACCUUAAGGUCCAUGUUGGAACGCACAUGUGGAAUAAUUCUGCUCGGAGAGGGAGAAGACUCUCUGUGGAUAACCAAAUUCCUGCAUUGGGAGCUGAUGCCAAGAAAGUGGCUGAGAUUUUUCCAAAGUUCAUUGUGCCUCCUACAGUCAGCAUUGACCCCGCCAUGUGGAACCAGUAUGCCACCGCGCUUAGUAAUGGCUUGGCUUUGAAGACUAAUGAGAUAUCUGUUAUACAAAACAGUGCCCUCCCUACGUUGCCUGUUGGCAAUGGCGGUGCUCCUGUUAUCAGUACAGCUACUGUUGCCAAUAUCGACGUUUCUCCAGCAGGUGUUGGCCAGACUAUGACAGAAAUUGGGGAUUCUACUGCUGAGAGCGUAACAAAACACCAGUUUCCACACUUUAUGGAAGGAAAUAUAACUGUGAACUAAAAUCGAGCAGAAAGACUUAUGCAUUAUGGACAUCCAUGGUUUUGCUGUUAGUCAUGAAUUGUUUUUCAGCAGUCUUUUUUUUUUUUUUUUUUUGUAAUCUUUUUUUUGCUCAGAAAACAAUCAUAACUUCUAAACCAAAACAUGAAAAUUCUCCGUGAUGACACAGGCCAUACUGGACAAUAAAAAAAAAAAAACCCAAAAAAAAACGUGGCUGAAAAACUGGCAUCAUGUUUCUAAAGGUCAAAUGUUUACUUUGUAAAACUGUCUGCAAUUGCGUCAGUACUCUUUGAAUGUACAUUUUUACUUCCAAAAUCUUUUGCUGCAUUUCUCAUUUUACACUCCUGGUGAAAAAGACAGUGGCUUUGUCGCUUAUUUAUUAUUUUUCAUCUUUUCCCUAUUCUCCAUAUUUUUUUUUUUUUUUUUUUUUUUUUUUGCAUUAGGACAUUUAUUAAAUGGAAGACUGUUGCUUCGCUGUCACUUGGAAACCAAGCAGUAUUAAGUUAUAUCCUGGUUUCAUACAUGAACGCAAUCACAUUUCAGAAAAGCCUAGUGAAUUUAUCUACCUCAUAACUUUUUAACUUUUUUUUUCCCUAAAAAUUCUACUGUAAACUGGUAUUGGAAGGACUUACAGCACUGUUAAUUUUUAUUUUCAUAUUAGAUGAAGUUACAAGUCUUCGACUACUGUGUGGGACGUAAAUUUAUUUCUUGUAUAUAAAAAACAGGGGAAAGUACUUUUUUUGCAUUUGAAAAUGAAGAGUUGUAACUUUGUUUAUGAAAGGCCAAAAGAACCCCACAAACUGCUUAACCAAAUUGCAAACCUACCAAAAAUAUAUAUAUACCUUGUAGUUGCACCUAAAUAAUUGCUUCAUGUUGUUGCCAUUUUGUGCCUUUCUUGAUGGACUUGGAAAUUUUGAACAAAUUUUUCCUGUUUACAGUGUAAAAUGUUGGAAGAAAGACGGCAUUCCAAUACCAUGUUUCUGCAAUGUGAAUGUAUGCCUUUUUAGGAACCUGUACAUUUUUUUUUUUUCUUGAGCAUCUACUGAAUGUAUUAAGUGUUUGGGGAGGGGGGUUGAGUUUUUUUUGCUUCAGAGAAUAAAUUUUUGGGAUGACUUUCUCACAA
Xenopus laevis (African clawed frog) is the source of this 4514-nucleotide messenger RNA. RefSeq names its product spalt-like transcription factor 4 L homeolog (gene sall4.L). Gene Ontology annotation, biological process: mesenchymal to epithelial transition involved in metanephros morphogenesis; regulation of signal transduction; positive regulation of transcription by RNA polymerase II. Gene Ontology annotation, molecular function: DNA-binding transcription factor activity, RNA polymerase II-specific; RNA polymerase II cis-regulatory region sequence-specific DNA binding. The coding region runs from base 209 to 3394 and encodes 1061 amino acids. The transcript is spliced from 4 exons. NCBI's taxonomy places the organism in Eukaryota, Metazoa, Chordata, Amphibia, Anura, Pipidae. Gene Ontology annotation, cellular component: nucleoplasm; nucleus; heterochromatin. The record is from RefSeq and is a predicted model, not a curated record.